AUGCAGGCGGGAAAAAUCGUUCAAAGACGUUCGGGCAAUGGUACGCCCAUCUUACAACCUGUAACUUCAUCAGAACAGCCCUCUCCCCAAGGCUCUGGUUCGACCCACGGCGUUCUUGCGGCUGCGGUAGGAGCAUCCGAAACUCUUCCAGCACAAUCGCUGGUAUCCUCUGUCGCAUCGCUGCAACCACCUACACCCACUGUCAAAGCUUCGGACUCAGGCUCUGGUGCUAGAGCUGCAACUCGAUCCAAGACUAUCGUGCUCACCGAUGCUGGCCGUGCUCCCUGGUACAACUCAGUCGGAGAACCCGUGCCAGCCUACGUCGUCGGUAUCGCUGGUGGCUCUGCUAGCGGAAAAACUUCGGUAGCUAGAGAAAUCCUCAGAAGGCUUCCCAACGUUCCUUGGGUCGCUAUCGUCAGUCAAGAUGCCUACUACAAAUCCCUCUCCGCUGAACAAUCUAAACUCGCUUUCCAGGAACAAUACGAUUUCGACCACCCGGAUGCUUUCGAUUACGAUAUCCUCAAACAGUGCAUCAAGGAUCUGCGUCAGAGCAAAGCAGUAGAGAUUCCAGUAUACAGUUUCGUGCAGCACCAGAGGACCUCAGAGACCAACUAUUUAUACGGACCAGCAGUAUUGAUUGUGGAAGGCAUCUUUGUUUUGCAUGAUCCCCAGAUUAGAGAUUUGCUAGACCUCAAGGUGUUUGUUCAGGCGGAUUCGGAUCUGAUGUUGGCAAGAAGGAUUAGGAGGGAUAUUGUUGAGAGGGGGAGGUCGGUCAACUCGGUGCUGGAUCAGUACCUGAGGUUCGUUAAACCUGCAUUCGACACUUUCGUAUCGGCGACGGCGAGACAUGCCGAUAUGAUCGUGCCUGGUUCGCAUAACCAAGUUGCUAUUGAGGUCAUCAGUCAGCAUAUGGAGAAGCAGUUGAGGAACAGGUCGAGGAAGUUGCGAGCCGAGUUCUACAAGACACCUGCUACCCAGCUUCCUGCGCGUGGAGCCGCAGGCAACAAGAACAGCGAUGCAGUACCUAUGAGCCCCUACGAUGGGCUAGGCUCUGCAAACGAAAGGCGAUCCAGUCUCACACCCAUCAAGCCUCACCUGAAUCGCAGCGAUUCGUAUGCUUCGAAUGCUACGCAUACCGAACGAGGAGCUUCCAGCACCUCUGCUACUGCCGACGACUCCAGCCUACCAUCAAACGUCAUCAUGCUCGCUCAGACCCCUCAACUACAAGGCCUGCUCACCAUCCUCCACGAUCGAUCCACACCCACUUCUGAAUUCACUUUCGCAUGCAAACGUGUCGGCACCCUGAUUGUCGAACUUGCUACCACUCUCCUCCCCUAUCGCGAAAAGGAAAUCACCAUCCACGGUGGCCGCAAACACAUCGGUCACGAACUCAACAUAUCCUCUCUCUGCUCCGUCUCCAUCCUUCGCUCUGGAGCCGUACUCGAACCUUCCCUCCGCCGUGCAUUCCCAGCCAUGUCACUCGGCAGCCUCCUCAUUCAAUCCAACGAAGAGGACGGCGAACCGCACCUCUACGACGUUUCACUACCCUCGUUCAUUCGUCGUCGAGAAACAGCGGGAAAGUCGUGGGUCUUUUUGCUGGACGCUCAGAUCGGGACGGGAGCAGCGGCGUUCAUGGCCAUCCGUGUCCUGUUGGAUCACUCGGUGCCUGAAGAUCAGAUUAUCUUUCUGACCCUGCUGGCUAGCUCGCAAGGUGGAAUUCAUGCCCUAAACCGUGCUUUCCCCAGAGUCAGGAUUGUAGUCGCUGGUGUCGAUCCAGGAUUGCAGAAGUUGCGUAUUCCUUGGUCCACCGUUUCCUCUUCCGCCACCGGCAUCGCGACGAAGCAAGACAGAACGGAGACAAGAGGACACGCGCAAAACGCACCUGUAGACGAAGACGAUCUUUCACCAGGUUUCAACAAAAGAGAGAACUUGCAUCUAUUGGCUUCUCCUCCGCUCUUGAGCAUUGACGGGAGGUUUGGAAGCCAGAAUGAAGCGGAGAAGAGGCAGCCGCAGAGGCAACCACAUAUGGCGAAAGGGAGCAGGGUGGUGUUUGCCAUCACGCCGGGUUGCGGGUCCAUUGGAGACAGGUUCUGGGGGACUGGGUCGCGAUAA
Molecule: messenger RNA, 2112 nt
Organism: Ustilago hordei
Lineage: Eukaryota; Fungi; Basidiomycota; Ustilaginomycetes; Ustilaginales; Ustilaginaceae
Exons: 1
Coding region: 1-2112 (703 amino acids)
Cellular component (GO): cytoplasm
Molecular function (GO): ATP binding; kinase activity
Source: RefSeq, a predicted model, not a curated record